AUGUCCACUAACACCCACCAACUAGACUCCCAGAUCCACGACGUGAUCAUCAUAGGCGCCGGACCAUGCGGUCUCGCCGUCGCCGCCCGCUUACAAGAAGAGACACCUUCUGCGAUGUUCACAGAUGAAGAACACCAGCGCUACCACUGGAUCAAGAAGCACAGUGGGAAAAUGAACCUUGUGCAAGGCAGGAAAAGUAAGAUGAACGGUGUGCAGGCCGAGAAAUGGAAUGACGGCCACUUACCUGCUCGGAAAGACUCGCGAGCCAGACGUGAGUCUUCGGACUCGGCAUCUACUGUGCCAUCGUUAUCGUCCGGUUCUUCUUCCACGAUUGCCGAGCCAGUCUCGACGCUUAUAAUUGAUGGAUCUGGCGACGAGUGGAUGCAUAGGUGGUCGAAUCUAUUCCGCGCGCUGGAAAUUAAACAGUUGCGUAGUCCCAUGUUUUUCCAUGUUGACCCUGGGGACCGUGAUGGGAUGCUCGCGUACACCCAGGAGGUAGGUAGGGAGCACGAUCUGUGGGAGAUUCCGGGAUGUGUUGGAAAGGAGAUGAGCAAGCAUAAAAAGAAGAAGAGAAGACAGGGAGGAAAAUCGCAGACAAUCAGUGGCGUUGAGAUAGAUGAGCGAGAUCGCAAGGACUAUUUCUCUCCAUCAACCGAUCUUUUCUUCGAUUACAACUCCUCUAUCAUUGAGCGGUAUGGUCUGGACGAACCGGGGCAGAUCUUGCUGCGUGAAGUGACGGAUCUUGAGUACGACUAUCUCCCCGAGAAGGCAGACGUGCCUGUAUCCAACUCAAAGAUCUUCACCAUCACCACAUCGGCGGGCGAGAAAUUCUACAGCAAGGCGGCCGUGCUCGCCAUCGGAGCAGGAGGUGCAGAUAUCGCGAAGAUCUUUCCGUGGAGGCCAUCCAGUGAGAAAGAGGGCGCGAACGCUUGCUGUCACAGUAUGGAGAUCCGCUCGUUUCCCGCAAACCUUCAGACAAAAAUUCAGCGGCGGCAAGAGACGAACGUCUUGGUUGUUGGUGGCGGGUUGUCGUCGGCGCAGAUUGUAGAUAUGGCUGUUCGGAGGGGGGUUACCAAAGUGUGGCUUCUCAUGCGGUCAGAACUGAAGGUCAAACAUUUUGAUUUCAGCCUUCCCUGGGUGGGCAAAUUCAAGAACUGGGAGAAGGCGGCAUUCUGGUCUGCGGACACGGAUGAAGAACGCCUUGAAAUGAUCCAAUCUGCCCGCAAUGGUGGCAGCAUCACACCACGCUACACGAAAAUCCUCAAGCGUCAUGCCGCGCACCACCGCGCCUCCAUCCACCCGCGCACCGUCAUCCGCACACACGAAUAUAAUCCAGCAACACAGACCUGGGCAUUGGCCACUGAUCCGCCAAUUCCCGAUCUCCCACCGAUCGACUACAUUUACUUCGCCACCGGUACACGCGCAGACGUGGGCGAGAUGCCGCUCCUCAGCCGCAUGAGUGAGCAGUAUCCCAUAGAAGUAAAAGGAGGUCUGCCCUGUUUGACCGAUGACCUCAUGUGGAGAGACGAUGUGCCGCUGUUUAUAACCGGACGGCUUGCUUCUCUACGGUUGGGCCCUGCAGCACCGAAUCUCGACGGCGCGAGAGUCGGUGCGGAAAGAGUAGCCUGGGGGCUGGAGGAAGUGCUUGGGAUGAAAAGGGAGGUGGGAGGGCAGUGUGAAGGCUUUUGUGGACUAGGGAAUCGAUAUGCCUUUUUAGAUGGGCAUGGGAGUGAGGAUGAAUGA
Penicillium riverlandense is the source of this 1743-nucleotide messenger RNA. Its product is annotated as FAD binding domain protein. Bases 1 to 1743 code for a protein of 580 amino acids. NCBI's taxonomy places the organism in Eukaryota, Fungi, Ascomycota, Eurotiomycetes, Eurotiales, Aspergillaceae. The transcript has 4 exons. The record is from RefSeq and is a predicted model, not a curated record.